Molecule: messenger RNA, 366 nt
Organism: Lactuca saligna
Lineage: Eukaryota; Viridiplantae; Streptophyta; Magnoliopsida; Asterales; Asteraceae
Source: the annotation of a GenBank genome assembly
AUGCCAAAAUGUCGGUGUGAUGGAUUGGUGAGCUUCGGUGUGAAUCGAGAUAAAGGAAAAUACGUUGUUGAUUGCUCUUCAUGCAAACAAACCUGUAAGAUGGCUGAUGUUAACUUCAAAGAGGAUCAUGUGUCUGGAUCUGUUGGGGAGAUACUAAUUAACGCAGGAUGUUGGAAUACUCCGUUUAACAAGAUCAUCAACGAUAAGGAAGCAAUCGAUAAGCCCUAUGUCGAUCCAGAGUAUUGGAAGGAUGUAGGUUUUAAGCCUUACUACAUACCAGAAGAACCAGAUGAAGUGUUCCUCAUUGAGGAGGGAGAAGAAAUUGAGGAAUCAUGGAUUACUGGAUUGCACCGGUACUUCUUCUGA